Messenger RNA from Fusarium poae, 816 nucleotides. RefSeq lists its product as uncharacterized. Gene Ontology annotation, molecular function: oxidoreductase activity. The record is from RefSeq and is a predicted model, not a curated record. The transcript has a single exon. NCBI's taxonomy places the organism in Eukaryota, Fungi, Ascomycota, Sordariomycetes, Hypocreales, Nectriaceae. The coding region runs from base 1 to 816 and encodes 271 amino acids.
AUGGCUUCCCUUCCGAAUCACCACGUUUUUCUCAGAAAACUUCUGUCCAAGAAGGUCCUCAUUAUCGGUGGUACCACCGGUGUGGGAUUUUCUGUGGCUCGUGCUGUGCUUGAAUAUGGAGGCAUUGCGAUCAUUUCCGGUUCUACGCCGUCUCGUCUUUUGUCAGCUGAGGACAGUCUGCGAUCUCUAUACCCAGAUAUCCCUGCGACUCGAGUCGCUGGGAAACUGGCCAACCUGUCAGACCCGGCCACGUGCGAAGCCCAGAUAGUAGACCUGCUCGACUAUGCCGUCCAGGCUGGGAUCAACGACCAACGGAUCGACCAUGUUGUCUUCACUGCAGGGGAUACCUUUGCGCUCGUCCCACUCAAAGAGUCGAGCGCGGAAAACGUCCUUAAGAUAGCCCAAGUUCGAUAUACCGCAGCGGCCAUCCUAGCGAAGUACCUGGUGGACGACAAAUACAUCGCAGCUGGCCCGGAGGCCUCGUUGACUCUUACUGCUGGUUCUGGAGCUACAAAGCCUUUUGGACGUGAUUGGGCUCUCAUAGCAGGCAUGGGAGCUGGUAUGGAGGGUCUUGUCCGAGGUUUGGCGAUUGACCUUGCGCCCAUUCGUGUAAAUCUCGUCGUCUUAGGUCUUGUUGAAACGGAUAUGGUCCGGGAUCGGUACGGGAAGGACGGUAUUGCCUAUAUGGUAAGUCAGACACUAGUCGGAAAGGUUGCAAAGCCGGAAGAUGUCGCAGAGGCGUAUUUGUAUUGUAUGAAGGACCAAUUCGUGACGGGGAAGGUGCUUAGCACGGAUGGCGGUAGACUUCUAGUUUAG